Pogoniulus pusillus (Red-fronted tinkerbird) is the source of this 4947-nucleotide messenger RNA. RefSeq names its product golgi associated PDZ and coiled-coil motif containing (gene GOPC). Gene Ontology annotation, cellular component: Golgi apparatus; membrane; trans-Golgi network transport vesicle. Gene Ontology annotation, molecular function: transmembrane transporter binding. The transcript is spliced from 9 exons. The coding region runs from base 53 to 1438 and encodes 461 amino acids. NCBI's taxonomy places the organism in Eukaryota, Metazoa, Chordata, Aves, Piciformes, Lybiidae. The record is from RefSeq and is a predicted model, not a curated record. Gene Ontology annotation, biological process: negative regulation of protein localization to cell surface.
GGGAGGGGGCGGCAGCGGCAACAGCAGCAUCACCAUCACCAUCAGCAUCAGCAUGUCGGCGGCGGGCGGUGGUUCCUGCGGGCCGGGUGCUGCGGCCUGCGGCGGAGGCGCGGCCGGUUCGGCUUCAGCGGCAGGCGGUGGGGUGUCCAUGUUCCGCUGGCUGGAGGUGCUGGAGAAGGAGUUCGACAAGGCCUUCGUGGACGUGGACCUUCUGCUGGGGGAGAUCGACCCCGACCAGGCCGACAUUACCUACGAGGGGCGGCAGAAGAUGACCAGCCUCAGCUCCUGCUUUGCCCAGCUCUGCCACAAGGCGCAGACCGUGUCCCAGAUCAACCACAAGCUGGAGGCACAGUUAGUUGAUCUGAAAUCUGAACUGACAGAGACCCAGGCAGAGAAAGCAGUGUUGGAAAAGGAAGUGCAUGAUCAGCUUUUGCAACUCCAUGCUGUUCAACUCCAGCUACAUGCCAAAACUGGUCAGAGUGUUGAUUCUGGAGCCAUUAAGGCAAAGCUGUCUGUCCUUUCUGUGGAUGAAAUGGAGAGAGAACUUGAAGCUAACAAGAAAGAAAAAGUGAAAGAAGCUCAGCUGGAAGCCGAGGUGAAGUUGCUGAGGAAGGAAAAUGAAGCACUUCGUAGACACAUAGCUGUGCUUCAGGCCGAGGUUUAUGGAGCAAGACUGGCAGCCAAGUAUUUAGAUAAGGAGCUAGCUGGAAGGGUUCAGCAGAUUCAGUUACUGGGCCGAGAUAUGAAAGGACCUGCUCAUGACAAGCUCUGGAAUCAGCUUGAAGCCGAAAUCCACCUUCACCGUCACAAAACGGUUAUUAGAGCUUGUCGAGGUCGAAAUGAUCUAAAGCGACCAAUGCAAGCACCACCAGGACAUGACCCUGAUGCCUUAAAGAAGAGUCAAGGUGUUGGUCCAAUUAGAAAAGUUUUACUAGUUAAAGAAGACCAUGAAGGACUAGGAAUUUCAAUCACAGGUGGGAAGGAGCAUGGUGUGCCAAUACUGAUCUCUGAAAUCCAUCCUGGACAACCUGCCGAUCGAUGUGGAGGACUGCACGUUGGUGAUGCUAUUCUGGCAGUAAAUGGAGUUAAUCUAAGAGAUGCCAAACAUAAAGAAGCUGUAACUAUUCUUUCCCAGCAGAGAGGAGAGAUUGAAUUUGAAGUAGUGUACGUUGCUCCAGAAGUUGAUUCGGAUGAUGAAAAUGUAGAGUAUGAGGAUGAGAGCGGUCACCGUUAUCGGUUGUAUCUCGAUGAAUUGGAAGAAGGUGCAAAUUCAGGUUCUAAUAGGAAAGAUGCAAAUGUGGAUGUCAAACCCUCACAAGUGUUUGAUAAGAAGGCAAGUAUUGAUGGACAUGAAAAUGGAGACCUGGGGAAUUCAGUUGAAGCUCCGUUAGAAGACACCGUGCCCAAAUUAGCCCGUUCUGCCGAGUCUUUAUCCUAAAAACACGCAAACAAAAAAGAACCAACUGGACAUAUCCCAUCUUUGGGAAGAAUUGAUAAUCAAUAUUGACUGCUCCAAGUUGCAUAUACUAGUGUAGGUUGUAGAAGGAUGAGUAAAUGUCAAAGGGAACUAUAUUACUGUUGCCUGGAAAAAAGGCGGUUACCUCAGGGCUUCCUUGUGAGCAAUUCUAAAUGUGGAAAACUGUCUUUUGCGUGACACACAGUAGUUACCUAACACAUGGCAUGUGAAAUGAAUUUUCUUUUAAUAAUAAGCACCAAAACAUGAGAUGUCUAAAAGAGAUGACCUCAGUACGUUGAACUUUUAAUCUCCUUGAUGUCCCCAAGGAAGUAGAAUAAGAUGUGGCCAGCUUCAUUGUGACCCUUUGGUGUUUUAAAAGGAAAACUGUUGCUCGGUUUGAUAUAAACCAAGCUUUAACUCUAGAAUGAUGAGAAGGGGAAUUGUACCAUUGCAUCCAUGAAUUUUUUACAUGGGACUUUUGAACUGUAACUUAUAAACGAAAGGUGGUUUUUGGUUGGUGUUGUUUAGUUUUUUUUCUCAGAAGAGUGAAAACCAGAGCAAAGGCCGCCAAACUCCAGUGAGGACAGUGGAAUUCUUGCUUAUUGUGAUCUUUCAGCCCAUGAUCAUAUUAUGAUUGAGAUUUUUGGCAUUGUUUUAAUGAAUUCACUGCCAAACGUUCCAUUUAAAACUUGUUCUCUAAGUAUUAUGGGGUUUUAAAAGCAAAAUGGUUUUAAAGAAUACCCACAAUUACGUGGGCCCUUUGGUAAUUUUUCUGCGCAUCAUCAACUGUUCGUUCAUUCUUGAAUGGAUGUGGCUACUGCUAAUGCAGAGUGGUUUGAGUUGGUGAUCAUUAGACUGACUUUAUGAAAUGCUGAGUGCUUUUAAUGGGUACUAAACAUGUUCAUUUCACAUUAAAAUAAUCUUUAAAGAAGUGAAAGCUGAGUGCACAGUACUUUACAGGAGGUGCUCAGAGUCAUACGAUGUCUGGCCCUAUCUGUGUUACGUUAUGGAAGUCUUAUUAACCUAUAAUUGUCUUACUGUUGAAACAAAAUGUUACUCCUUUUGUAAGAGCAGUGUAUCUUUCAAAUAGCUUUUAAUUGGUGUGCAUCUAAAGGCCCACAGCACGGUUGCAAAUGGGAAGGUUGAGGAUGGUUUCUUGGCCAGCUACUCAUAAUCCAUUUGUAGAUCUUUUGGUGAAGUGCAGCACUCUUCACAUGGUAAUCACAUUUAUUAUUUCAUCAUGCAAUGCCAGCUUUCCUGUUUGCUGCUCUGCAGGCUGUCGAACUGUAAUGUGAAAAGAGAUUUUGGACACUGAGAGGGGAGAUAAUGUGAAUAAAACCCCACGUUUGCAAGAGAUACUGUGCAGGGUGCACACGCAAACCUCAAAGGCCUUUAGAGUACCAUCAAGUAAUCUUACGUUCUAAAUUGUGAUGUAGAACACAGUUACUUGUUUCUCCUAGGAGCACUAUAUAUAUAUGUUUAUAGAAAAAGCCUAAAAAUGUAUAUACUUUAUUCAAAGAUUUUGCUAUUUAUAAAUCCCUUAACUUGGCUAUUCCAGGAGCGUUGUGUGUGUGUGCGUGUGCGCAUGAGCUCCACUACUCGGUGGAAUGACAUUUUAGCUGCUUCCUUUUUUAUAAUAGCCUUUGUCAUGCAGCAUACUGGUGAAGGUUUUUUAAAUAGUCAAAGCUCUACAGUUUUCUCCAAAUGAAAACUAGUCUUUAAAAAUAAAGCUGUGUGAAGAAGAAACAGGUCCUCAGGCAUGUUUCUUUUUCUGAAGCUUUAGGAACUUUGAGAACACAUUGGCUGCGUGUUAGCAGAUGAACCCACUGCUGCAACUUUGCAUCCAGAUCCGUGUUUUUCCCACAGUUGCUCUGAAUCUGUCUGUGGCCUGCAACAUUCAGUGUCCUCUGUCAGAAGGGAUUAAUACAGAGCCAAGCAGUGAUCUUCUUGUCUUUGAAAAUCACUGCUGUAUGAAGUUUUGCUGCAGCUGUUGAAUUGAGACUCAUCCAACUAGUCUUGUAACUCCUUUAAAAAGGCAUUAAAUUUGCCUGUACACUUUCCCUUUGUUUGAGGGAAAGGUGACAUUUUUAAUUCAUUCAUCCUUCCUUCCACCUUGUUUUCCUCAUAGUGCUCUUGAUCAGUUUUAGCCUGAAGAGGAAGAAAAUUUCUAGAGCUAUUUCCCUGACAUUCUUUGUCCACAAGUUUCUCAUGAUGCUGGACUCAUUUCUUCUGGAAGUUGCUGGACCCUUUGUCUGCAUUUACCUUGUCUAUUUUAACCUAUUUGUGAGAUCAAGAGAAGGAACGAUUGCUGAGGGAAAUAACUAGGAGUAAACAGAUCAGGUAGCAGUAAAUUAUUACCAGAUAUUCUUCCUUGCAGUUUUCAUACUUUGUUUAGAAAGCCCUGGAUGAAAGGAUUUUGCUCAGGCACUACAGUCCAUCUCCAUGUACUCCAUACUUCCUCCCAGCUGAUAUAACAUACUGGAUUAUUGUAGUCAUGCUAAGAUGCUUAGAGAUUAGUAUUGAAACUGGGAAGAGUUUUGCAAGUUGAGAUUUUGAGAUUCUACAGACAAAUUGUGUGUUCUACUCUGUCAGUAACUGGAACUCAGUCCUGCUGAUUCCCAGAGGUUGAAUGAAUUAGGCUUGGAAAAUUUUCCAGGGAAAGUCAGUAUUCAGACUUUUUUAUUUUUCAAGUGUAAAACGGUUUACUUGUGUGUAUGUGUGGAUAUAUAUUUUUACUUAAAAAAUAAAAGAGUAUUCUAAAGAGAAUUUUGCAAUUUUUUUUGUUUUUACUUGUUUUUGAAGUAGAUAAUUCUUUGCCUAUUUCAAAUCUGCAGUGAGACAAUUGUACUUUAAGGGUGAACAGUGUUUGUUGACAUCUGGGACCAAUGUUCAUGAAAGGCAUGUAAGUUAAGGAAGGUAUUUUAUGGCAAUAAAUUUAACUCUGAUCAAAGGCUGUGUAUAGUAUUUCCUAUGUAGAAGUGUAUGCUUGGCAGUGAAGAGGGUUUACCUCUGUCUCAAUGGAUGUUAAUCCACAAUGGUAUCAAGCACAAUUGAUGUGUUUGCUGUUAUCUGUCCAAACAUUAGUUCAUCAUGGAUUACUCUCGUUUCUGUAGCAGGCAGAGCAUUUUGCAACAAAUGUAUACAUUCAGCUAAGAUGAAUAGGAUAUGUUUUUAUUAGCCUCUAAAUAAAUAGUGCUCUUCUGCAUUGCAGUGACAUCUGCACCCUAAUUCGCGCGGCUAUUUCAUUGCCUUCUGGUGUUACAUGAAAUGCAGACACCUAACUCCAUGUGUGAUCUGGUAUGCAUGUAGCCCACACCCAGCCAAGAAGCUACCACAAGGAAAACUGGAACUACUUAGCAAGAAGUUUGAUGCUAACCCAGCAAUGGUUAACAACAAAUUAAGUUUUAAAAACAGAUAGAGGAUGUGUCUCAAAUUUCACUGAGAUGCUUUUCUGAUGAAUGUUUUUCAAUAAAAGGGAAAGAAAAGACAAA